This is a messenger RNA of Lepisosteus oculatus (spotted gar), 2485 nucleotides long. It is a transcript of the gene hnrnpd, whose product is annotated as heterogeneous nuclear ribonucleoprotein D. Gene Ontology annotation, biological process: regulation of gene expression. Gene Ontology annotation, molecular function: RNA binding. Lineage: Eukaryota; Metazoa; Chordata; Actinopteri; Semionotiformes; Lepisosteidae. The record is from RefSeq and is a predicted model, not a curated record. Gene Ontology annotation, cellular component: chromatin; nucleoplasm.
GAACGUCGACGAGUGCUUCCUUCCUGCGACCAUUUUGUAAGCGGCGCCAUUAAGAUUCAAAGAGCACUGCGUGUAUUGAAAUAACUGUUAAAAACAGUAGAAAAACAACUGGCCCUUGUUGCCAGCAUAAGACCUCUUUCACUUGAUUAGUGCGUCUUCCAAACAGCACGCGUUUGCAUUUCAUUCUGGAGUAAAAGGCAAACCGGUUGAGAAAAUAUACCAAGGGUAGUUAUUUCUUGUGCAAUAAAAAAAUGUCGGAGGAGCACCAAGUCGGAGAGGACCCGGUGGUGAAGAUGGAGGAAGACGGGGAGGCGGGCGGAGAGGAGCAGCAGAUGGCGACCGGAGAGAGCGGGGCUUCAGAGUCCGAGGGAUCGAAGAUCGACGCCAGCAAAAACGAGGAGGAUGAAGGAAAAAUGUUUGUUGGAGGGUUGAGCUGGGAUACAACGAAGAAGGACCUGAAAGAUUAUUUUUCCAAGUUUGGAGAAGUAGUAGACUGCACACUAAAACUGGAUCCCAUGACUGGACGGUCCAGAGGAUUCGGCUUUGUAUUAUUUAAAGAUGCUGACAGCGUUGAUAAGGUUAUAGUGCAGAAGGAGCACAAACUGAAUGGAAAAGUGAUUGACCCUAAGAAAGCCAAGGCUAUGAAGACCAAGGAACCAGUGAAAAAAAUCUUUGUAGGAGGACUUUCGCCGGACACCCCUGAGGAGAAAAUCCGGGAAUACUUUGGUGGUUUUGGGGAGGUGGAGUCCAUAGAGCUUCCCAUGGAGAACAAGACCAACAAAAGACGGGGCUUCUGCUUUAUCACCUUCAAGGAAGAGGAGCCCGUGAAGAAGAUCAUGGAGAAGAAGUACCACAAUGUUGGGCUCAGUAAAUGUGAAAUCAAGGUCGCCAUGUCCAAAGAACAGUACCAGCAGCAGCAGUGGGGAGGCAGGGGGAACUUUGUGUCCAGAGCCCGUGGAAGAGGUGGCCCAAGUCAAAACUGGAACCAGGGAUACAGCAGCUACUGGAAUCCGGGAUACAGCAACUACAACUACGGCUACAACAGCCAAGGCUACGGAGGAUACGGGGGCUAUGAUUAUUCCGGUUAUAACAACUACUACGGAUAUGGUGACUACAGCAAUCAGCAGAGUGGUUAUGGCAAAACUCCAAGGCGUGGUGGUCACCAAAACAGUUACAAGCCUUACUAAAAUAUUAUCCCUACUUAAUACAAGCAGCGGGAACUUCAUUGCAGGCCAUGAGUCGCGCUGACUUCACGAUUCUCUCAGGCCCGCUCAAUGCGGACAGGGUACGAGAGGCGCACGCUCUCAAAUGCUGCCGUUUGGUAUGGUCUUCCAACAUCCUGUAUCAGCAUUAGAAAAUAAAACGGAUACUCCGAGCUUUUGCCUUCACUUUUUUUUUUCCUUUUGCUUUUGUUUUUGGGAUUGUUUUAUAGAAGGAAUAUCUUUUAAUGUAAUUUUAAUGCUAUUUUUUACAGGCCCCCAAGUAAAGGUUAAUUACGACAUCAUACUGAAAAAAAUAACUACUUAUUCUUCUACGGACACAGCUUUCUCUGGACUUUCCAGUGUCUUACUAUAUAUUGCGUUCCUGGUCUAUUUGUGAUUGCUUGCUUUUCCCCAUUUAUAGCCCUUGUAGCAGUAAACCCCAGUAGUCCAUGAGCUAAAACCUGGUUUGUACUUGGAUGUAACUGCGUGGAAGAAAUCCUUUUAAUUCCGUUGUAUCAGAAUAUCUGUACGGUGUUUUGUGGUACUGCCAGCGGUGGGAAAACGCUUUUUUUUGUAAACAUGGUUAAUUUCUCCUAACAAGUGUUUUUUUUUUUGUUUUCUUUUUGAAAAAUGACGAGUGUUUAAUAAAAUUUGCAUGUAAUGCUCAGAUUAACAUGUAUUUUAGGAUCAAACAAUGGAUUUAUUCUUUAAUUUUGUACUUUUUUUGGCGUCAUUUUCCCUCUUCCAAUUGUUGCACUUCAGGAUUUCUAGCUUAUGGACUAACUUUGUUUUUAAGUGUUAAUUGUAGAAUUUUGAAUAUAUAUAUAUCAUUUUGUCUCCUUAAUGGAAUUUGUAAAGGGUUGGGGUUCCUUUUAUAUAUACGUAUACCUUAUGUAGCGUUUCACACCUUGGUUUGUGUACAGAGGAUUAACAACUUCGUGUCAUUUUGUUUUUUCCAGGUGAUGGAGCAGUAUUGUUCGUCAGAGAGAAGGUCCCCACGAGAGGGUUUUAGCCUAAACACAGACAGCAGCUUUCAAUCACGGGUUUCGUGCCAACACGAAUAAAGCAGUUGGUUGUUUUUUUUUGUGCAGAUGAGAUCCUAAUUCUAAUUAAAAUAUUGCUUUUAUUUCUAUAUUUUAUGGCGAUAAUUAAAAAUAACUUUGUUUCUUGUCAGUUUUGUUUCCUUUCGGUUUACUGUGAGAAGUCUUGUGUGAAGCUAUAUUGUGAGGAGCUGGUGUCCUGAAUUUUUCUUUUUUUCUAAAUAAACUUUUUUUGUAAAAGUA